Brachypodium distachyon (stiff brome) is the source of this 2009-nucleotide messenger RNA. RefSeq lists its product as uncharacterized. Gene Ontology annotation, cellular component: ubiquitin ligase complex; cytoplasm. Gene Ontology annotation, molecular function: ubiquitin protein ligase activity; ubiquitin conjugating enzyme binding; nucleic acid binding. NCBI's taxonomy places the organism in Eukaryota, Viridiplantae, Streptophyta, Magnoliopsida, Poales, Poaceae. The record is from RefSeq and is a predicted model, not a curated record. The transcript has 3 exons. Bases 60 to 1811 code for a protein of 583 amino acids. Gene Ontology annotation, biological process: positive regulation of proteasomal ubiquitin-dependent protein catabolic process; ubiquitin-dependent protein catabolic process; protein polyubiquitination.
ACCAGUCACGCAAAGUGUUCCAGUUCGGUUCCCAAAUCCCCUCGUCUGCGCCGCCGAUCAUGGCCUCCGCCGCCGCUGACGACGACCUCGACCUCGCCUUCCGCCUCCAGCUCGCCGAGGCCCUCCAAGCAUCUCUCCGCCUCGACACCCGUAACCCCUCCUCUUCCAAAACCCCUGCAAUCGCCUCCUCUUCUACGUCGUCGUCGUCGUCUCGACCCGGGCCAUUGGACUCGGACGCGGCGUACGCGCUAGCCCUCCACGCCGCGGACCUCAGGCGCGCCGAGGAGGACCACCGCUACGCCAAGGCCUGCCGCGCCUACCACGCGCGGGCCGCCGCCUCCGUCCGCGUGGCGGCCCACGACGCCGUCUUCGCGCGCGAGCUCGCCGCCGUCCCGGAGGACCGGUGGGCCGACGACGGCGACAACAUCGAGCGGCCCCUCGAAUCCUCCGCCGCCGCCGGCCCCCUCUUCCGGGUCUUCUUCAAGGGCAUGUCCAGCAAGGAGGUCGUGGCGCCGCGGGACCGGGACCCCGGCGUCGCCGCGCUCGCCGUCGCCAUCUGCGGGCCACAGGGGGAGGUGGUGCUCAGGGUGCAGAAGCCCGUGCAAGCGUUCGUCGGCGGCCGCAUGACGCUUGAGGUCAUGGCGCUCAACGAAGGCCUCCACGCCGCGCUCGGGCUGGGGAUCCAGAGCGUCAAGAUUGUCACCGAUUACAGGUCGCUCAGCAAUCAUUUACUUGGAUAUUGGCAUCCGACACAAAAGAAGGUUAUAGAUGUGUUAAAUCAGGCUGCGUCACUACGAAAGAAAUUUCAGCGAUGCCAAAUCUCACUUGUUCAACGAAACCAACUUGACUACGUGAUGAAAUUAGCAAGAGAUUCAAUAGAUUCCCAGGUUGCCAAAGCUGCUGCCAUGGAUGCUAGCAAGGAGAAAAGGGAGACAUGCACCAUAUGCUUGGAAGACACUGAUGUCACUAAAAUUCAUGCAGUCGAAGGUUGUGGGCAUCGCUUUUGCUUCUCCUGCAUGAAGGAGCAUGUGAAAGUUAAGCUGCUCGACGGAACGCUCCCAGCUUGCCCACAGGAUGGUUGCACUACAAAGCUAUCUGUGGAGGGCUCAAAGAUAUUCCUAUCGCCCCGACUGUUAGAUAUCAUGGUGCAGCGCAUCAGGGAAGCGCAGAUCCCUCCUACUCAAAAGAUCUAUUGUCCAUAUCCCAAGUGCUCAGCGUUAAUGUCCUUGAGUGAAGUGAUACGCCCAAUGCAAGAAUCUUCCUCAAAGUACACCAUUGCUGAUGCUGCCACAUUGAGGAACUGUGUCAAAUGCAGAGGCUCAUUCUGCAUCAGCUGCAAGGUCCCAUGGCAUGACAGAAUGAGUUGCUACGACUACAAGAGAAGGUACCCUCAUGCUCGUCCAGAAGACGCAAAGUUACAGAACCUUGCCCGGCAGCAGCUGUGGCGCCAGUGUAUCAAAUGCAAGCACAUGAUUGAACUCGCGGAGGGUUGCUACCAUAUGACUUGUGUGUGUGGCUACGAAUUCUGCUACACCUGUGGGAAAGAAUGGAAGGAGAAGAAAGCAACCUGCUCCUGCCCGCUGUGGGAUGAAGGCAACAUUAUCCAUGAUGACAGCGACGAGGACGACGACGACGACGACGACGACUACGAUGAGGAUGAGGAUGAUGAUGAUGAUUACUACCCAGCAAACCAGGAUCACGGUCGUCAUCAUGGUGGUGGAGGCGCCCAAGUUCACUAUGGCUACAACAACAAUCCCGGCCGCCAUCGUCGCGGUGGAGCGCCAAGAAUUUUCUACAACUACAAUAACUAGUCCAUUGGACCGAAAAUUCUCUAUCAACUUAGUUCGGAGUAUAACUGAUACUGCUAUUAUCUAAGCUGGAUAUCCUACCGUGCAAUAUUUCACUAGGUUUAGUUCAUGGCCUAUGUUCUGGCUCUGAUAUUAAUUAGCUGUGUUUUGUUUUUGCUCAAUGAUCUUCUCUGGAUAGCAUGCCAUACUUCUCAGAACAUA